UUUCUUUAAAACAAUAUUUUCCCGCCCUCCAGGGGGCAGCAGAGCGCCGGUGAGCGGAAGGGACGAUAGAAGAAGCGGUAAAACACGUCAUUUCCUGUGUUUGGUAACGGCUACACGGACACUGAUCUGAGAGCAGCCUUUUUUUUGUUCAGAACGUUCAAUAGUGACUCAACGCGCAUGUGUAGAACUGACUCCAGAACAGCCGUUUGUAUGCCGCUGUCUCUCCCGUCGCUUCUCUCGUUGUAUAAACCCUGUUGCCAAGGUCCAAACAUGGCUCUGAGUGUGUUGUACCACAGCCUGGGCUGCCGGUUGUCUCCCGGUAACGUUCAGGUCUUACAACAGUGCACUCGGACCCAAAAUGUCCGACUCGCUCACAGUGUUUACCGGACAGAAACGGGACUGAAACACAAACUGUGGCCGCGGAGAGCGCGCUGCUGCCCGGUGAAUGUGAGUCAGUGGCACACCUACAGAACAACUCAACCGUGGUAUCAACAGUCCUCAAGAGCAUUUUCCUCUUUACCUCCACCGCCCUCAAAAGGAGGUAAGAGCAAGAAAUCUGGGCCGGUGACGUGGAAAUCUUUAGCGAUAACGGUUGCUAUCGGAGGAUCUCUGCUCGGGGCGAUGAAGUACUUCAAGAAGGAAAAGGAAGAGCUGAUUGAAAAAGAACGGAACAAAUCGAUUGGCCGACCGGCGCUGGGCGGCCCGUUCUCACUCAUCGACCACAACGGCAAACCCGCCAAGAACGAGGACUUCCUCGGCCAGUGGGUCCUCAUCUACUUCGGGUUCACUCACUGUCCCGACAUCUGCCCGGACGAGCUGGAGAAAAUGAUCGAGGUGGUGGACGAAAUAGAUAACAUAAAGCCUAUCCCGAACCUGACGCCGAUCCUCAUCACCAUCGAUCCCGAGAGGGACACGCCGGAGGCCAUGGCUGCGUACGUUAAAGAGUUUUCCCCGAAGCUGAUCGGCCUGACUGGAACAAGAGCUCAGGUUGACGAGGUUUCCAGAGCCUACAGAGUUUAUUACAGUCAGGGACCAAAGGAUGAAGACAACGACUACAUUGUGGAUCACACCAUCAUCAUGUACCUCGUCGGACCCGACGGGGAGUUUGUGGAGUAUUUUGGUCAAAACAAAACAAACGUGGAGAUCAGCAACUCGAUAGCAGCACAUAUGAGAAAGUAUAAGAAGGCAAAGGGAGCCCAUUAAAGCUCACUGUGGACUGUUUGAACUUUAAUACUGACGCACUCUAUUUAUUUUAUAUCUGCAGUAACAGUCCUUUCUAUGGAAGCUCUAAUUCUGCUAAAGUGACCAAGAAAAAGGAUUGUUAGUCAUUAUAAUGAGAAAUGUCUCAAAAUAUUGACUUAGUAUCAAAGAUAUUGACUUAAUAUCUGAAAAUAUUGACAUAUAAUCUCAACUUUGUGUCAUUAAGUCAGAAUAUUGAGAGUUUCUUACUAUAAAUAGUAAUAAUUCAAAUAAUAAUACAUUUCUUUUCCUCGUCACAUUGGCAGAAACGGGCUUCCAUGCCUUUCAGCGAGUCGUGUGCAGGAAAAAAAAAAUCAGAUCUGAUGCCUGACUGACACUGUUCUCCAUUAUUACCCAUAAAACACUUCACGCUCCUGCUGACUGGACACAAUUUGACUGCUUUCAAAUUAUUGCACACGUCAGCUCCGCUGAGCUCCAACAGCUCUCAUUUCUCACCUGAAGACAAAUGUUGUAAAUGAAGUGAUUUGAUUUUGUGAUAAAAUACAAAAUACA
This is a messenger RNA of Dicentrarchus labrax (European seabass), 1752 nucleotides long. It is a transcript of the gene sco1, whose product is annotated as protein SCO1 homolog, mitochondrial. Lineage: Eukaryota; Metazoa; Chordata; Actinopteri; Moronidae. The transcript is spliced from 7 exons. Gene Ontology annotation, biological process: mitochondrial respiratory chain complex IV assembly. The record is from RefSeq and is a predicted model, not a curated record. Bases 178 to 1203 code for a protein of 341 amino acids.